AUGUCUUCCAUAAGUUCUCAAAGCAACUUUAUCCAGAAGCAUAAAGAGCUCUCGCUUUUUACAAGAGACCGCAUUAUUGGCCAGCAUGAAAGCAACAGAAAUGCCCAAAAGAUUGACGACUUUCUUGGCAUAGACUUGAUGCGCCUUAUAGGAUGUAACAUUGGUCCACAAGUGCAUCGAUUGAUGACGACUAGCCAUUACGACACUGAUUCACCUUUUGUCAACCCCUUGAAAUUGACUAACAGUUCCAUAUAUGAUAUAGUUGUUAACUUGGUUAAAUCACAUCUUGUGCCAACUUCAUUCUCUGGAAGCUUACAGAAUUUUGCUUUCAAGGCCGGAUAUAACAGAGCUGUAGAUUGGAUCCAUUUUAUGAAGUACACUAUGUCAGCAACAAUGUUGCACCAUUUUGAAAACGACGCCAAAAAUGCUCUUAUAGCCAUGUCACAAAUAUGCAACAUUGUGACCCAAAGAGAGAUUGAUGAAGCUGAUCUUAUGCUUUUAAAAAGAUACAUCAACAAAUGGUCAGCAUGGCUUGCCUCUUCCGUCAAGGAUAAAAAGUUGGCUCCCUGGGUGUUUGGCAUUUGUCAACAGAUGUUGACACACCUAGCGCGUACAAUUGAAUGUCUUGGUCCAAUGCCAUCCUACAGUGCUUUCAAUAUGGAAACGACGAUUGGCCAAUUCAAGAAAGCUAUAAAAUCAAGAAAAGAUCCUGGUACCAAUGCCGGAAAUGUUCUAGUAGUAUCAGCAGCCGAACAUGAUCGAGAACGUACACAAUGUACUACAGAGCCUCUGCGAUUGAACAGUCAUGUCCUUUCUGUAGAUACCGUUGAUGAAUUGGACUACGAAGUAUGGGGUCCUUUCAAAACCCUUUGCAACAGCACAGCCAGCACUACCAAUCAGACAACAACUUGGCGAAUAUAAACUGGAUACGCCUUCUACAGGACUUCUCUAGGCAUGAAAGCAUCAGUCCAGAUGGUCUAAGCAUGCAAACAACGUCACA
This is a messenger RNA of Rhizopus microsporus ATCC 52813, 1000 nucleotides long. RefSeq lists its product as uncharacterized. The transcript has a single exon. NCBI's taxonomy places the organism in Eukaryota, Fungi, Mucoromycota, Mucoromycetes, Mucorales, Rhizopodaceae. The coding region runs from base 1 to 921 and encodes 306 amino acids. The record is from RefSeq and is a predicted model, not a curated record.